Molecule: messenger RNA, 834 nt
Organism: Metschnikowia bicuspidata var. bicuspidata NRRL YB-4993
Lineage: Eukaryota; Fungi; Ascomycota; Pichiomycetes; Serinales; Metschnikowiaceae
Gene: RXT3
Product: Rxt3p
Exons: 1
Coding region: 1-834 (277 amino acids)
Source: RefSeq, a predicted model, not a curated record
AUGCACUCUCACAUCUAUGACCAAUUGCCGCGAGUAUUACCCAGUAGACGCAAUCUCGGGACGAUCGUUUAUAACCCCACCACCACCUGGGAGACUCUCCAGAUCAAGCAAUUGCACGGGUUGCGGAAGCAAGAUCUGGACAUGUUGGUACGGAUGCAGUCGGAGUAUAUGGAGCGGAAAAACAAUUCUGCUGGCGAGAUGAACACCGUGUACAUUCCUGUGAUUCCCCAUUUAUCUGACGCCUACAUCAACUGCUUCCUAGAGGUGAAGAUCCCAUACGUACAUAUCAAGGACUUCUUGAAGAGUCAUUCGCAAGGGCAGGUGGAGCGGAAAAGAGAGCUCUGGGGCGGAUAUGCGGGCAUAUACACGGACGACUCGGAUCUUUUGUACGUGCUCUGUCAUCUCGGGCUUUUCAACAAUAGUUUGGACUUGACAGAAUGCAAUGCGGAAUGGGUACCUUCGGAUGUGACGCGGCCGGCAACCGUGCACAGAGAUCAAGACGGUAUCGAAUUGCUAGACCUUUCCGUCACGCUUCUUUUGUUGCCAAGUCUAAACGCGUACAAAGGAUUCUAUCGGAACCGUCUAAACUCGCGGUCGUGGCAGAGCAGCGCCGCCGUGCACAGCGGGCUAUCUAUCGCAGUCCACAAUGUGAAAUGGGAGACCUUUCUUCUGUCGACAGCAGAUCGAGCGCUCAAUAAAAGAGCGGUUAGCGAGUAUAUCGAUGACAGAAAUGCUAGUACACAGAUCCUGGAGCAGAAAAACGGAUGGAAACUCGACUUGCUGCUUCGUAAAUCCAAACACGAUGUCAAGGCGCAAGCGCCUGGCGCCAGCUGA